AUGCAGGAUCUGUUAGAGAAGGCUGCUUUAUAUACAGCAAAAAAGGAAACUGGAGAUGAAUCAACAAUUUUGAGUCCGUCAAAGGCUCAAACGACUUUGUCUGCCAUUGAUCAUCGGCAUCGCCGUACAGAACAAGAGGAGGAUGAGCAACUUUUAACCGAAACCAAGCGUGGAGGUCUGACAGCGGUCACACGUUUUGACUCAUCACCAUGGUAUGUGAAGGGUGGGGAAAUGCGUGACUACCAAGUCCGUGGUCUUAACUGGAUGAUCCAGCUCAGCCUCAAUGCCACAAACGGCAUUCUAGCAGACGAAAUGGGUCUCGGGAAGACCCUGCAGACAAUAUCCCUCCUGGGCUAUGUUAAACACUACCGCGGCAAAAAUGGCCCAUUUCUGAUUAUCGUGCCAAAAUCAACUCUCUCAAACUGGAUGCAAGAAAUCCGAAAAUGGGUGCCUAGUUUGCGGCCCGUUGUCCUCAUCGGCAGUCAAGAGGAUAGGCUUCGUACAAUAAGGGAGGAAAUUCUUCCGGGCAAUUGGGAUAUAAUUGUUACCAGCUACGAAAUGUGCAUUAAGGAGAAGCCUGUAUUACGGCGCUACAACUACGUCUAUCUCGUUAUUGAUGAAGCUCAUCGUAUCAAGAACGAAAAAUCAAAGCUGGCUGAAGUUGUUCGCGAAUUCAAGUCGCAGAGUCGUCUACUGAUUACUGGCACACCGCUGCAAAAUAAUUUGCAUGAACUUUGGGCCCUCUUGAACUUCCUCAUGCCCGACAUGUUCUCUUCGUCCGACACCUUUGACGAACUCUUUAAUUCUCAGUCACUGAAAGAGGAGACACUCGUUACUCGCUUGCAUUCGAUACUUCGGCCUUUCCUCCUCCGUCGUGUGAAAAGUGAUGUCGAAAAGAAGCUCCCACCAAAGAAAGAAAUUAAGAUCUAUGUGGGACUGAGCAAGAUGCAGCGGGAACUGUAUACCAAGAUCCUAAUGAAGGACCUGGACCUUGUCAACUCUUCUACUCAAAAAACUGACAAGGUGCGGCUGCUGAACAUACUGAUGCAGCUGCGCAAAUGCUGUAACCAUCCCUAUCUGUUCGAUGGUGUGGAACCGGGUCCGCCCUAUACAACCGACCAGCAUCUUGUUGACAACUGUGGAAAGAUGAUCCUUUUGGAUAAACUGCUGACACGUCUCCGGGAACAGGGGUCGCGUGUGCUGAUUUUCAGCCAGAUGACUCGCACACUUGACAUUCUUGAAGAUUAUUGUCUGUGGCGUGGACAUGAGUACUUCAGACUGGAUGGCCAGACGAGUCACGAGGAACGUCAGGUGUCAAUCGACGAAUAUAAUCGCCCUGGUUCUACGAAAUUCAUCUUCAUGUUGUCCACUCGAGCCGGAGGUCUAGGUAUCAACUUGGCUACGGCCGAUGUUGUUGUGAUAUACGAUUCCGACUGGAAUCCUCAAGUUGAUCUGCAAGCCAUGGACCGAGCUCACAGAAUUGGACAGACUAAGACCGUGCGUGUAUUCCGUCUCAUAACAGAGAACACUGUCGAGGAGAGAAUCGUCAUGCGGGCCGACAUGAAGCUGCACCUCGAUAAUCUCGUUAUCCAACAGGGCCGCCUAGUUGACCAAAAAACAAAUAAAUUGGAGAAGGGGGAGGUUUUGGAUAUGAUUAAGUACGACGCCAAUUACAUUUUCCGCAGCAAAGAGAGCACCAUCAAGGAUGAGGACAUUGAUGAGAUACUGGCCCGAGGCGAACAGCGUACAACCGAAAUGAAGGAAAAACUGGCCAAAAUGGGCGAGUCAAAUCUUCGUCAGCUGCGCUUUGAUGUGGAAGACGAAGUUCCCGAUUCUGCUUACAUAUUCGAGGGUGAAGACUACCGCACAAAACAGUCGCACAACUCGGCUCUGCUAGGAUGGAUCGAGCCGCCAAAGCGUGAACGUAAAGCCAACUACGCUGUUGAUGCCUAUUUCCGAGAGGCCCUACGUGUCUCUGAACCGAAAGCACCCAAGCCCCCCAGACCGCCGAAACAACCCAAUAUCCAGGACUUUCAGUUCUUCCCUCCACGGCUUUUCGAGCUCCUCGACAAGGAAAUCUACGCUUACAGGAAGAGCAUCGGUUACACUGUUCCUCGGAAUCCGGAAGCCGGCUCUGAUGGAGAACGUGAAAGACAAGAAGAACAGGCGCGGAUUGAUGAAGCUGCUCCUCUUGACGAGAAUGAACUGGCCGAAAAGGAGGAACUUUUGAAUCAGGGUUUCACCAAUUGGUCCAAACGAGAUUUCCAGCAGUUUAUCAAGGCUAAUGAAAAACAUGGUCGAGAUGAUCUUGAGUCCAUCUCGCUGGACGUUGAAGGCAAAACACCCGAGGAGGUUAAACGGUAUGCCAGGGUGUUUUGGGCCCGCUGUAAUGAACUUCAGGAUGUUGACAAACAUAUGGCCCAGAUCGAACGUGGCGAGGCUAAAAUCCAGCGUCGCGCGGCUGUCAAACGGGCUCUUGAUGUGAAGAUGGCCCGCUACCGUGCGCCCUUCCAUCAGCUGCGAAUCCAAUAUGGCACAAAUAAGGGCAAAAACUACACUGAGGAGGAAGAUCGCUUCCUGAUCUGCAUGCUACACAAGCUGGGUUUUGACCGUGAUAACGUGUACGAUGAUCUUCGGCUGGCUGUGCGUCUAGCACCGCAGUUUCGAUUCGACUGGUUCAUCCGUUCCCGAACAGCCAUGGUAAGAAACUAUGUCUUGCUGAAAGUGCAAAUUAAGCAUCAUUAUCAUCUUUAG
Molecule: messenger RNA, 2754 nt
Organism: Dibothriocephalus latus
Lineage: Eukaryota; Metazoa; Platyhelminthes; Cestoda; Diphyllobothriidea; Diphyllobothriidae
Source: the annotation of a GenBank genome assembly